Molecule: messenger RNA, 3329 nt
Organism: Penaeus indicus
Lineage: Eukaryota; Metazoa; Arthropoda; Malacostraca; Decapoda; Penaeidae
Exons: 7
Coding region: 16-1602 (528 amino acids)
Source: RefSeq, a predicted model, not a curated record
CAAAAUGAUAACUUCAUGGUUGCUAUUUACCAAUAUUCCAACUUUAAAUCACUUCAGGAGACACAGAAGAGUUUGGAGAAUCAAGUGAAGGCCAUGACCAGUGAAUCAGCUGACAAGCAGGGAAGCAUGGAGAAGGCCCUUGCUGACAUGAGAACAGAGUUGGAUAAUCUAGUCAAAGAGAAAAACGAGAUGGUGAGGAAGAAGACAGAGUUAGAGGAACAAAUAUCAAGUCUGGAGAACGAUAAUUGCAAGCUACGAACAGAGCAGGAAGCGAACCUCUUGGCUGUGACCGAGAGGGAUCAAAAGGUGGCAGCCUUGAAAGCCGAGGUGGAGCACUUGAUGACCUCCUUCAACAGCCAUCGCGAAGACCUUCAGAAACAGCUGAUGCAAGUGCAGGCGGAUAAGGAGGCAAUGGCAGAGAUCCAGAAGACAUUUGAGGAUGAGCGGGCGCGGUUGGAUUGUCUGCAGGAGAGCCUGGCGGAGAAGGAGGAGGAAAACGAGAACCUGCAGAAGGAGAAGGAGAAUUUGGGGAAGGAGGUUGAAAGAUUAAAGGUGGUGGAGGAAGAAAAAACAAAUCUAGUCAAAGAAAAAGACAGUCUGGAGGAGAAUUUGAAGAAGCUCUUAGCCAUAGAGGAAGAACACAAGACACUACAGAAGACACACACCGAACACACCAAGAAGGCGGAGAGUCUGAGUGCCGAAAAGGAGCGCUUGGCCAAAGAGAAGGACGAGUUGGAGAAGGAGGUCAAGAUGAUGAAGAAGCUGGAGGAGGAGAGAGAGCGGUUGUCGGGCGACGUCCAGAAACUGGAGAAGGAGCUCACGAAGAUCCCCCACCUACAGGAGGACAAUGCUCGGCUGGCGGAUGACAUAGCAAAAAUGACGAAGGAGAGGGAGAGCCUGGCUACCAGCCUGAAGAAGAUGGAGGAGGAGCUGAAGCAGAAGAAGCAGCUGGAGGAAGACAACAUGAGAAUAAGUUCGAGUUUGAAGAGUGUCGAGGAGGAGAAGAACAAGCUAAUGAUCGACGUGCAGAAGCUGGAGGCCGAGGCUGCCUCAAAAGUAAGGCAUCUGGAGGGGGACCACUCAAAGGCCCUGGAGACAGUCAGAUCCUUGGAAGAGGAGAAAAGGCUGGCGGCUGAGGAGAUAUACAAGUUGGAGGAGGAGCUGAAGCAGAAGAAGCAGCUGGAGGAAGACAACAUGAGAAUAAGUUCGAGUUUGAAGAGUGUCGAGGAGGAGAAGAACAAGCUAAUGAUCGACGUGCAGAAGCUGGAGGCCGAGGCUGCCUCAAAAGUAAGGCAUCUGGAGGGGGACCACUCAAAGGCCCUGGAGACAGUCAGAUCCUUGGAAGAGGAGAAAAGGCUGGCGGCUGAGGAGAUAUACAAGUUGGAGGAGGAGCUGAAGCAGAAGAAGCAGCUGGAGGAAGACAACAUGAGAAUAAGUUCGAGUUUGAAGAGUGUCGAGGAGGAGAAGAACAAGCUAAUGAUCGACGUGCAGAAGCUGGAGGCCGAGGCUGCGACCACUCAAAGGCCCUGGAGACAGUCAGAUCCUUGGAAGAGGAGAAAAGGCUGGCGGCUGAGGAGAUAUACAAGUUGGAGGAGGAGCUGAAGAAACUCAGAAAGUUGGAGGAAGAGAACCUCACUCUGGAGUCCAAGAACAUGGCUUUGGUGAAGAGUAUGGAAGAACUCAAAAUCAGUCAAGAGUCAGAUCCAAGUGUUCUGGACUUAUUUGUGUAAGGUAAGAAAUGCCUGGCAUAUUGGGUAGGUCUUGUGCAAGGCUUAGGGGGAAGUUGGCGCAUGUCCAUAUAUACCGUCUUUCCAAAUCGUUUUUUAGUAGAGGCUUUUUUUAGUAUAUGUCUCAUGGAAACCUAUCACAUUUUGGAUAGCCUUCUUUUUCCUUACUGGAAAUCUGAUUGCCUUUUAGAUACUAUGUAAAUGGGACAUAUUGGUACAUGGGGAAUGAUUUAAAAGGCUGAUGUUAUAAGACUGAAUGUUGAAAUGCAAAUCGUAUGAGGUGCAUACCGGAGAUACUGUACAUCAUGUUAUGUCAUCCAGAACACAGUAUUCCUAAAAGCUUUUUCAGUUACUUCUUCUCUUGAUGAUCUGUUUUACUUUUAUUAUAUUUCUUUGUCUGAAAACUCUUUCCAGAAGAGAGUGGGGUGACAGUCAAGAGUUACUUGAUAUGGUUAUAAGAUGGAACAAGAUAAAAGCUUUAGUUUUGAAUUGUGGCUGUUGUUCUAGCUCUGUAAUUUAUUUUCUAGAUGGUCAUGAAAAUAAAAUGCCACGUGUAUAUUGCUUUGUUGCUCUGUGCUAUGUAAGCCUGCUUAGAGACAGUAUGUGCAGAAAUUGUCUGGCUUUUGUGUUGAUGUACAAAUUGCUGCCCUUGUUAGAUGUAGCCCGUGCAAAGCUUCCUUAGAGAUAUAUAUUUUUUCCCUGAUAUCUGUCAUUUUUUCAUGAUUGAAAACCAUAUAUGAACUAUGUUUUUUCAGACAGUUAAUGUUUUUGAGUAGUCAGUAAGCAGAAGAGCUAUGCAAUGACAGUUCAUGAUAGUAUAUGUAACUAUUUUUUCACUUAAUUGGAAGUGAUGCAAUGUUUUUGUUGUUGCUGUUUUGAUAUAUUUUAUUUGUAUAAGAGUCACUCAGAGAAAAGUUUUAAAACUGUCAAAAUCUUUCAUGAGAAUAGCCCAUAGCUGUAGGAAGAUAGUGACUAAUCAGAAUGUUCUAUACUACCAUUAGCCAGAUAGAAUCGAGCCUACUGUCUCUACGCAAGUUAGUGUCAGAGACAAGGAAACGCACCACAAGUCCACAGACUUCGGCCACAAACCUCGACCUGGGCACCUGCGAGAAGCUUUGAUUGUUGUUGUUUCCCUCUUCCUUUCCCCCCUCCCCUUCUCUAUGAAAAAAAAGGAGAAAUAAAAAGAGAAAGAUAGAUAGAAGAAAGGUGUCACCUACACACAUAUAUCUCGAGUUUACUUGAUAAUCCAGGAUUGAUUAAAAUAGGAGUGCGGUGGAAGACGAGACAAUAUGAAGAAGGAUUUUGUUGUCUGCUUUGGGAAUUCAGAAAGAGAGACUCAGUUGUUUACCCAUUUCACAAGGGAACUACAUUUUCAGUGAAUUGUAUAUUACAUUUUUAAUAGACUUUGUUGAGCUAUGUAAUUUGGAUGUCUCUUCAACGUUUGUUCUACUUUAUUGAUAUAUUUUUUGUCACUUUUAAAUGAAUGUAGGCCACAAGUUCAUGGAAACAGAACAAUCCUCACAUACACCAUGGUAUCAAAAGGCCAAUAAUUUAAAAGGAAAUUCUCAUGUAGUAAAGAAAAAAAAAGAAAAAAAAAAAAAA